AACCAGACGACAACAAAAAGCGCACGAGACAUCACAGACGGCAGGAAGCGUCUCUUGUUGUGUUUAAAGAUUUACUGCAGCUCUACCAUGCCCGUGGCCUCCACCAGGACAGAGCCUGUGCCCCAAGUGUUGGACGCAAUGAGCGACAGCACGGCCAGCUCCACCACAGCCAAUGACCUGGACCUCAUUUACCUCAAAGGCAUCAUGGAAAGCCCCCUGGAGCAAGAGGAGAGCCUGAAGGAGCCACGGUUGUCACCCGUGAGGGAGAAUAAUGUGGAGCUCCUGCAGGAGAUCCUGAGAGACCUGGACCCAUUCACCAAUCGUUCUGACACCGCAGCCGAGCUUGCUCGCAUUCUCACGCAGCCUCACUUCCAGUCUCUGCUGGAGACACAUGAUUCAGUGGCAGCUCAAGCAUGUGAAAGUCCACCUCCCAGCCCAUGUGACUUUGUGGAUCAUGAACCAGAAGACAGCCAAGCACACAACCACCUUCCACCUGAUGCCAUCCGCAUGGUGGGCAUACGCAAAAUAGCCGGGGAGCAUCUGGGUGUGACAUUCAAGGUGGAGGGUGGGGAGCUGGUGAUAGCUCGUAUUCUUCAUGGUGGGAUGAUAGACCAACAAGGGCUGCUGCACGUCGGCGAUAUCAUCAAAGAGGCGAAUGGACGAGAAGUGGGCAGGGACCCCAGGGUUUUACAGGAAGAGCUGCAAGCAGCUAGUGGAAUUGUGGUUCUGAAGAUACUGCCAAGUUAUCAUGAAUCCAUACCACCUGUACAGGUAUUCUUUAAGUGUCACUAUGAUUAUGACCCAGCCAACGACAACCUGAUUCCUUGCAAGGAGGCGGGGUUAAGGUUUGAGACCGGGGAUAUCCUGCAAAUAGUCAAUCAGGAUGAUGUCAACUGGUGGCAGGCACGUCAUGUGGAAGGUGGGAGUGCUGGGUUAAUCCCUAGUCAGAUGCUUGAGGAAAAAAGGAAAGCUUUUGUCAAGAGAGAUGUGGAGCUGGCACCUGCAGGAAAUCUGUGUACUGGUGUUGGAGGAAAGAAGAAGAAGAAGAUGAUGUAUGUGACCACCAAAAAUGCAGAGUUUGACAGACAUGAGAUACUGCUCUAUGAGGAGGUGGCCAAGGUCCCACCUUUCAAGAGGAAGACUCUGAUUCUGAUAGGUGCUCAAGGUGUGGGGAGGCGGAGACUAAAGAAUAAGCUUCUACUGAGGGAUCCACAGCUCUUUGGGACCAUAAUUCCAUACACCUCCAGAAAACCCAAAAAGGGAGAGCGAGAGAGUCGGAUGUUUGCUUUCACUACCCGCAGCAAAAUGGAAACAGACAUCAAGAACGGGCGCUAUCUAGAACAUGGAGAGUAUGAGGGCAACCUGUACGGCUUGAAGAUCGACUCCAUACAUGAGGUGGUGGAGGCAGGGCGGGUCUGCAUACUGGACGCCAACCCUCAGUCUCUCAAAGUUCUGCGGACCUCUGAGUUCUUGCCCUACAUCGUGUUCCUUCAAGCUCCAGAGUUCGAGGUGCUCAAGGCCAUAAAUCAGUCAGCUGCAGAGGCAGGGGUCGUCACCAAGACGCUGAUGGAUGAAGAGCUGCAGAGGACGUGCGAUGAGAGUGCUAAAAUCCAGACAGCUUAUGGUCACUACUUUGACCUCAGCAUUGUCAACGACAACCUCGACGAGACAUACCGCACCGUCAAAGCAGCGCUGGAAACGGUUUCCAAAAACCCCCAGUGGGUCCCGGUCACCUGGGUGUUCUAGAAAGAGACGUGCUGGACUGAGGAGGGAGGGAACAAGAAAGGAAGCAGGCACUGAAAAUAUUCCACUGAGUAUAAAUGAUGGGUAAUGACUUUACAGGAUAACUUCUCAAAUUUCCAUAAUUUAAACAGGAUAUAUUUUCAGUGCUGCAAAGAAAGCGUGGAAUUGAAGAAGGAAAGAGAUGAACGAGGAGGUGGAAAAAAACCCUUCAUUUCAAAAAGUGUGCAUAUGCAUGUGUGUUCCUGUUUACAUAGAGACUUCAGAGCAAAGACAUGUGCCAUUACUGAUGAUUAUCAUCAGACAUUGUCAUUGUUUACAUUUUUUGCAUUUAAUCAGUGCCAUCUCAGUGUAACUCAGUGCCAUUAGGAACAAGCAAGCUCCAUCUUUCACUUUUGUAAGUGUACAGUUUCUCAUCAUGAAAUCAAAAAUAGUUUCCCACUGCCUUCUACAGUGAAUGUGGAUGUUUUGCAUAAAGGUUAAGUUGUAUAAGGUUUCCUAUCAAUCCCCUCACACCCAUGGGUAAAGCUUUUUUCAGGUUAAGUCUGGUGAGGCCGUCAUAAUCUUUAAAAAAUGUCUCUUGUUCUGGAGUUGGUUGAAAAGUGAAAGGACAUCUCUUUCAGGCUUUUAAAAAGAUUUGAUUUCAACUUUUAUUGGUUAGAGACACUAAUCACUGAGCAAUAGCAUCUAAAUGGUACAUGACCAUCAGUGGCAAUAACAGAUUCAAUUUGUUUGAAAAGUCAAAGUUAACAUCACAUCCAGACCAGGGGUCUCAAACUCCAGUCCUCGAGGGCCGGUGUCCUGAACCACGUAUACCUGUUGCAACACAACUGAAUACAAUUAGUAGGUCAUUAGCAAGAGUAUAGCACUUGACUAUAGAACUUGACUGCAUGCAACCCCUAACCCUACUAAAUUUGAGUAAUGUUGUUUGGAAAAAUUUACUUCUAAAAGUACUUUUAUUGCUCCAUGUUCAUUCACUCAUGAGCUGCUGUAACGUGAAUCAAAUAGCUGAAUAGCCACUUCAGUCCUCAAGGACUAGAGUUUGAGACCCCUGAUCUCGAUCAAAACCUAGCAUGAAACCUCUCAGCCAGGUUUAAACAGAAAGAAACAUUUUUUCUAGAUAUCUUCACCUAUCAUAAAAAAACAGCUCGUCACAUUUCACUAUAAUCUCAUUUUAACUUUGUUUCAGUGUGCGGCACAGUCGCUUCAUUAACAGUUUUUCAAUAAGUAGCAUACUGGGUGGGUCACAUGGAUUAAACUAUGAUUUAGAGAACAAAAAAGAAUCAACGAAUAUCUUCUUCAUCCUAUGGAGCAGGUGCUGAAAAAAAUAGGACAAAGAAAUAAAUGAGAAGUCUGGAGCUCUGCAUUCAGCUGUUAACUGUUUUUCUUAAAUCAUGAUUUACUCAUAAUGCUGGCCUCUUCUCAUGGUUCUGUUACUAAACCUGAAGCCUCUUUAAUUCAGUUCCAUGUCUAAAUGUGAAUGUGGCCACUAUUAAGAGCAAAUCAUAGAAUGAGUCUUAGGAGAUACACUGUUCAUUUAAAACAGAACUCCAGGCCUCAAGAGCCGGUAUCCUGUAGGUUUUAGAUGUCCUUGAUCCAACACCGCUGAUUUAAAUGGCUAAAAUCAACAUGUCUUGAAGUUCUCCAGAGGCCUGGUAAUGAACUAAUCGUUUGAUUCAGGUGUGCUGACCCAGGGUGUUGUCUAAAACCCUACAGGCCUGAUUUAAAACAUCACCAUUUACUUGAUGAUUUUUUAUUUGAUUUCUGUAUAGGUUUCUCAUCAUAUUCCAAAUUUAAUAAUUGUUCGCAGACACUGAAAAAUUCCUGUAAGAAUUCAGUCAACUCACUCCGUAACAUUUUGACAGCUAAUUUUGAGUUUCAGUCUUUUAACCAUUUAGUUGUAGAUGUAUUUUAAGCUUCUAACCUCUUUUAAUUUUAGUGUAGUUUUAGUCGACUAAGUAUCAUAAGAGUACAGUAGGCUAAUCCUGAAGUUGAGUGACUUCAUUUAAAUAUAAAGUGUAAAAGUAUUUUACCAGUAAGAGUUGCUCCAAAUGGUUACAAAGCAUCUUAUUUUCCUCAAUAUCCACUUUAUGUCUAUGUCUCAUCUUCUCUUCUACUCAAGUGUUGACAUUUUGUUUUGUUUUCAUGACAAACAGGGAGCUUCCCUCCAACUUACCCUGUUAGUCAGCAGCAGAUGAAAUACGCACAACUAACCUGACCGAAAAAGAGAGAGAUUAUUUCUAAUUGGAUCGCCUCCUUUCUGCCCAGUAUAUAUUCAAUGACAACAGUGUCAAUACACUUUGUCAUAGUUUUUCUCCUCGAGCAUUCUUUUUUAUUUAGUUGUCAUCAUGUUUUAGGAAAACUAUGAUAGAAAUUAUUGGUCAUAGAGAUAAACAAAUACAAAUUUUAUUUGUCACAUACACAGUACAACAUAUAGUGAACAUGUAGUGAUAUGCUUGUGUCCUGAAUGACUGAUAUUUAACUGUGCAUCAUUUAUGCUGAUAACUUCUAGGACCAAAUAUGUUUGGUUGUUAUAGGUGGAUCUAGACCUAGAGUUCAACUAAACAUACAGAGUGUCAAGAAUAUGGAAUAAAAGUGCACACAUCAGGAAGAAAUCAAACAAACACAAGCUGUGAAACCGUACAUUGAAGUCAUUGUACAAAGCUUUCUUUCACCAGAAUGAGUUAUUCUGUUUCACUCAUCCUGUCAUUCUCAGUUAGCACUUUUCAUUUUGAUGUGUCUGUGAUUUUUUUGUUUUUGUUUUUUGUAUUUCUUGCGUGAGCUGUAAAAAGGUUGUAGAUAGAAUGUAGAUACACAAUCAUAUAGAAGGAAUGAUGCUCCCCCCUCGUAUUUACAGUAUGAGACAUGUCAGUGGUAGCCUCAGAGUGAAGACCACAGCAGCUGACCUACAUCAAAAUAAAUGUAAAACAGUAUUUUCACCAUUUUGAUGUCAACACAGUGUGUUGUCUUUUGUCUGUUUUUUGUUUUUGCCCUUCAGUUGUAGUGUCACUCUCAGGCCACCGUACUUGUCACAGUUUCCACAGUGCCAACUGAAGUAAAACAAAUCAUUGUAUUUAUUUUUUAAUUUCAUGUGUUUUUUGUGGCAGCUACUCAGUAUUUUGAUGCACAAUCGCUUAGCGAUAUAAGAAAAUUUGGUGUUUAACAGUGAACAGAGUCUGGUUCUUUAGGCUGUGUUAGGGGAGCAGUUUUUAGUCAGUCUUUGUAAAUAACAUUUAUAUUUAUGCUCUAGUUUUUAAAGAUGGCUUCAGAAAAGCAGAUUUUUGCCUGGCAGCUAUACAUGUGACGUCUGAAUAUGCUGGAAUAAAACCAUCAUUACUCUUGAGGACAUUCCAAAACCUCACUGUGUGCUUUUUUCAAUGAAAUGUCAUGAAUGCAACGGUAACGAUCAUCAAAUCACAAAAAGAUUUGAUGAUCUUGCGAUAAUAGACUUUCCUGAAGGCAAAACAACAAAAUCUUUGCAGUCAUGCAUUGAAUUAGACGGUGAAUCAGUGUUGAACCUUGGAAUUAUUUUGUAAGGCUGCUAUUAGUGAUGCUUCUGUCUCUACAGAAUAAAUGAUUCAAUUAUAA
Molecule: messenger RNA, 5328 nt
Organism: Maylandia zebra (zebra mbuna)
Lineage: Eukaryota; Metazoa; Chordata; Actinopteri; Cichliformes; Cichlidae
Gene: mpp2a
Product: MAGUK p55 scaffold protein 2a
Molecular function (GO): protein binding
Source: RefSeq, a predicted model, not a curated record